CAAAGAACGAAAGAAAAAAAGGAGUGUAAAAAGAGAGAGAGCCAGAUACAGAGAGCCAAGGAGGAGGUGGCCAAGCCCUAGAGUUUCUCUCUCUAUCUCUAUCUGCCUCUCUCUCUCUCACUCACUCAGUCAAUUCAUCCAUCAACUUUCCCACUGCAAAAUUGAUUCCAAAGGCAAAAGGGUCGCUUUUGAAACUACUGAAAACAUGCAUAAGUUAAAUAGAAGCAACCGUGACAAGCUCCAGCAGUUUGUGACUAUAACCGGAGCGAGUGAAAAAGUUGCAUAUCAGGCUUUGAAGGCCAGUGAUUGGAAUCUUGAAGGAGCAUUUGAUGUAUUCUACAGCCAACCUCAAGUAAAAACAGUAACUGAUAGCAGACAUUUGGAGGAACUUUAUAACAGAUACAAAGAUCCAUAUGCUGAUAUGAUUAUGGUUGAUGGUAUAACACUUCUUUGCAACGACCUUCAGGUGGAUCCUCAAGAUAUAGUUAUGUUAGUUGUUUCAUGGCACAUGAAGGCUGCAACAAUGUGUGAAUUCUCCAAGCAAGAGUUCAUAGGUGGAUUACAAGCACUAGGGAUAGAUUCUCUGGAUAAGUUCCAUGAAAGGAUACCAUAUAUGCGUUCAGAACUGAAAGAUGAACAAAAAUUCCGUGAGAUAUACAACUUCGCGUUUAGCUGGGCAAAAGAAAAGGGUCAGAAGUCUUUGGCACUGGAUACUGCAAUCGGAAUGUGGCAAUUACUGUUUGCGGAGAAGCAGUGGGCAUUGGUUGAUCAUUGGUGCCAGUUCUUACAGGCUAAGCAUAAUAAAGCAAUCUCCCGGGACACAUGGGCUCAACUAUUGGAAUUUGCACGGACGGUGGACCCUGAGUUAUCAAAUUAUGACGCCGAAGGCGCCUGGCCUUAUCUGAUUGAUGAAUUCGUUGAAUACUUGAAUGAAAAUGGUAUCUCACAAUCGCGAUGAUGAACUACUGCUCUGGUGAAUAUUGCAAUGAAGCGAGAUCAUCUUUCUUUAGUGUGAUUGUAGUUGUGCUGCCCUGUGAAAUCAGUUCAUGUUUGUUUUGGAAAAAAAAAAACUAAUUAACCCGAAAAAUGUCUUCUAGUUCAAGACCUUUAUUCUGUAUUGACAAUUGGUACACAACUUUCCCAGCCAAUGGGAUUGUUGAUAUGGUAUAUGCAUUUUCUUGUGGAAUAAAA
Molecule: messenger RNA, 1191 nt
Organism: Pistacia vera
Lineage: Eukaryota; Viridiplantae; Streptophyta; Magnoliopsida; Sapindales; Anacardiaceae
Product: DCN1-like protein 2
Exons: 11
Coding region: 206-958 (250 amino acids)
Biological process (GO): protein neddylation; positive regulation of ubiquitin-protein transferase activity
Cellular component (GO): ubiquitin ligase complex
Molecular function (GO): ubiquitin conjugating enzyme binding; ubiquitin-like protein binding; cullin family protein binding
Source: RefSeq, a predicted model, not a curated record